AUGUCGAACUACGCUCGCGCGAAUGUUUCUCUCGGUCUCGGUGUACGGGAGAGAUUUUUCCAAAAUGAAUAUUUGGAUCCGCAACUAGAUCCUUCGUUGCGUGAAAUAGGAAAUGUGAGAGCCGCCAUCGUAGUCCUUACCAGGAACUCAGACCUCACAGAAAUCUUGCGAACUAUGAAACAAUUUGAGGGUCGUUGGAAUAGGAGAUAUAAUUACCCCUAUGUCUUCUUGAAUGACGGGGAAUUUAGCCAGAGGUUUAAAGACAAGACAAGUGCGGCAACGAGAGCCAAGACUUUCUAUGGUACGAUUCCGCAAGAAAUGUGGAGUUACCCGUCAUGGAUAAAUCAAACCAAGGCUGCGGAAGUACGCGCACAAAUGGCCAAGGAUCAAAUUAUUUAUGGGGACUCUGAGUCGUAUCGACACAUGUGCCGAUUCUAUUCCGGUUUCUUUUUCCACCAUCCACUCCUUAAGAAAUAUGAUUAUUACUGGCGCGUAGAACCCGGAGUCAAGUACAAUUGUGACAUCAAUUACGAUCCAUUUGCUUUCAUGCAGAAGUAUAAGAUCAAGUAUGGGUUUACUCUGUCUCUUAUGGAAUACAGAAGCACCAUAGCCACUCUAUGGGAUACUGUGAGAGACUUUAUAGACGAGUAUCCGAAUUUGAUAAAUCCCAACAAUUUUACACGUUGGAUUUCAGAUGAUGAUUUGGAUAACUACAAUCUUUGUCAUUUUUGGAGUAACUUUGAAAUCGGUGAUCUAAACUUCUGGAGAAGCGAGGCAUAUACAAAAUUCUUCGAUUAUCUUGAUAAAAGUGGCGGCUUUUUCUACGAACGAUGGGGAGAUGCGCCAGUUCAUUCGAUAGCUGCGGCAUUAUUCUUGGAAAAAUCGGAUGUGCACUUCUUUAAUGACAUUGCGUACAGACAUGAACCAUUCGAACAUUGUCCUCCUGAACCAAGAUAUCGUGGCAAUUGUCAAUGCAACGUUUCAGAAAAUUUUGAUAUGCAUUGGUAUUCUUGCACCAGAAAGUGGUUUGAAAUCUGA
Molecule: messenger RNA, 1038 nt
Organism: Paraglomus occultum
Lineage: Eukaryota; Fungi; Glomeromycota; Glomeromycetes; Paraglomerales; Paraglomeraceae
Source: the annotation of a GenBank genome assembly